AUGGAUUUUUGGUCACGCAUCAUAGCCCCGUUAUCGUCGGGCGGCUCCAACAAGGAUGCCACCAGAGAUCCCAUCAGGAGACGACAGCGUUUCGAGAAGGAGUACAGCCAGUUACUGCACAUCUGGAGAAACACGUCCAACAUUGCCAAAGACGUCGAUGCCGCCGAGAACCUCGAGAUCCGACUUCAGGAGCUCACCAACAUCCUUGCCGACGAGUCCCGCCGACCACUUCCGCACCCGUGCAUUUCCUUCUCCGCCGCGAAACAGAUAUACGUACCCAUAGGCAAGAUAGCCACCACAUCCUACAACGAGUGGAUCAUCAAGGAGGCCGUCUCCUUCUUCGCCACCCUCAUCGAGAGCGAGGAGGAGGCCUUUGUCGAGAACGAAGCCUUCUCCGCAAGCUUGACCAACCUGCUCGUUCGCAUCACCGGUGCCAACAGCAUACGGCUAGCCGCAGAAACAGAAGUCAGGGUCGUCGAGUUGGCCUUUAACAUCACCACCAAGAUCAGACUAGAGCCUCAUAUUCUUCCCGCAUGGUUCAAGUCGCAUCAACAUGGCUCUGGCCCCAACCCGCAACAGGAAGACCCGAGAGCUCAGCGGGAAAAGUUUGCCGGCAAGACCCAGAAGCAAGACUUCCCCCUCUUCUACCUACUCAUGGACUACAUUCAUCAUGAAGGAAAAGUGGGAGACUUUGCUCGCACAGGUCUGCUCUACAUCAUCGAGUCGGCCUCUAACUCAGCUGCCCUGGAACAAUGGAUAGUCGAGAGUGAUCUGUCGACGCUGAUGGCAACCGGUCUCGGUGCCCUGUAUAGUCAGUUGAGCCGAAAGCUGGUUAUCGACCACCCACCACAAGAGCUGCCCCCGGUUCUUGCCCUUUCAGACUAUCAGCAUCCCUCCUCUACUUUCGAGAUCAUCAGCUCCUGCUCGCCCGAUUUCAAGUUACACUUGGACACUUUCCUAGCGCAUCUUCUCUUCUGGCAGGAUGUGCUCAACCACUGUCGGUCGACCGAGGUCAAAUCCACCCUCUUGGAACAUUUCCAGGUCAUCUUCCUACAGCAACUUUUAUAUCCGUCCCUCUUAGAAUCCUCCGACGUGGACGGCGGGUCUUCGGUCGCUGUUCUGACCUAUUUGAAGCGCAUCUUAGAAGCACUUGACCAUCCUGACAUGAUCAACUUGAUCCUCCACUAUCUGUUGGCUUUGCCCGAUGCAGACGCACCAGUCGCAGUAAGGGCGGAACCAGCAAUCAGCGCUGCUCGUAAGAGAAAGUCCAUGGACCUAGCAACCAUGAUGGAAGUUUCCAAGCUCGGCCUAGGCUACAGCCCGUUGCUCUUCAAUCUGGUCGACCUUAUCCAUUCGUGUCUAAAGUCGAAGAAUCAACAAACAGUAUGUGUAACACUGCAACUACUGGCGGUCAUCCUUAAGCGGCAUCAUCGCUAUGCAGUCAUCACUUUGUUGCAGACCGAAGGCGUGCACGGGAGUAGCAGUCACCGCACCCGUGGAGCGCACGAGCAAGAAGUUGAGUUUUUGACUACUCUUGCCGGAUCAGUUGGAGGGCAAGACAACUUCGAUGAGAUCUACGAUAACAUUGUUAAAGACACCAUGUCGCGACUAGAGGGCCAUCCCUGCUCACUCAAAUUAGUGGCGCCGAAAGUCUCGGUCAACAAUCAUAAGCUGCCUGCUAUACCAGACAGCUUACCGGGCGCACCACGGGAUGUCCCACACCAUACCUUGAGCCCGGAGGAUCCUCUGCUGAACUCUUUGCUGGACCUCCUAGAAACAUUCUUCUUGAACCCCGUCGAGACGAACUUAUCUUUAACCGAGACGAUCAUCGACCUUGGUGUUUGUGGGUAUAUUACUAUCGAAGGCUGGCUUCUGCGACAUCCUCACAAGUAUUCUUUCGAUGAUGACGAUGAGGUGCUCCCUGAACCUGUUAUUGAUUCCACGUCGGAUUCCACCUCAGAAUCGCAAAAGUUACAGGCGAUGCUAUUAUGCCGGAGGAGGCCGAGGUGGCAAACAUCGUCACUGCCCAGAGCUUUGGCGGUGCUCGAGACUGUAGCAGAUCAGGUUGUGGCUUUCAAAAACACCAUCCCGCGAUUUGAGGAGCUUUUACAGCAGCGGCGGGAAGCAUUCCAAACAGCCGACACUAUAGUGGCGAACCCAGCACCUGCACGAACGACUUCGGGGACAGGCACUCCUGCCCCAGAUCGACCGGGUCUCGAAGCAAGAGCUAGCUCACCAGCCCGGCCUGGCGGACUGGAAAGCUUCGCUCAACGCCUCUUAUCCGAACUUGGCACUCCGAGUCGAUCUGCCAGUCCCCGUGGUCGUAAAGAAUCUGGUCGCAACAUCAGUGGUUCUUCCGGCACCUCAGAAAUCACUGGCUCGACAAUAUCAAAUUCGAAGCCCAUAGCGGUACCACCAAAGCAAUUUCCCACAAACCAUCAGAGCCCAACGAGAACUGGGCUAUCAAGAUCGUUUUCCCCAGGCGGCCAAGCAACCGGACGAGAUAGCCCGGUGGCCAGUCAAAUGGCUGCUUUUGCGGCUAUUGAUCAAAGCAUUCUCUCGCGAAAAGUCAGGUUGCCGACUUUGGAGGUAGCGCCUAUUCCUUUAGACUUCGGCAAGAAGUCAAUUGCCACCAACGAGUCAGAAGUGCCGGUAGCAAAUGUUGAAGAUGUGGCACAGCCAGCUCAGGGCGAGUCGCCGCAAGAAGGCGUGGAGAUGAAAAUACCUGCGGAAGCACCGGCGGAGGCAACAGCUGAAGUAACGGUUGCGGCACCAACUGAAACGCAGACACCAACUGAAGCGGAAGAUGCGUCUGUAUCGCACGUUCUCACAAAUGUUAUCAUCUUCCAGUCUUUCUUGCUGGAGCUGGCCGCUCUGGUGCAGGUGAGGGCCGGGAUGUUCAACGAAGUGCGAUUUGUAUAG
This is a messenger RNA of Truncatella angustata, 2922 nucleotides long. Its product is annotated as Retinoic acid induced 16-like protein-domain-containing protein. Lineage: Eukaryota; Fungi; Ascomycota; Sordariomycetes; Amphisphaeriales; Sporocadaceae. Bases 1 to 2922 code for a protein of 973 amino acids. The record is from RefSeq and is a predicted model, not a curated record. The transcript has 4 exons.